This is a messenger RNA of Oryzias latipes (Japanese medaka), 5933 nucleotides long. RefSeq names its product SH3 domain and tetratricopeptide repeats 2 (gene sh3tc2). Gene Ontology annotation, biological process: regulation of intracellular protein transport; regulation of ERBB signaling pathway. Gene Ontology annotation, molecular function: protein binding. The record is from RefSeq and is a predicted model, not a curated record. NCBI's taxonomy places the organism in Eukaryota, Metazoa, Chordata, Actinopteri, Beloniformes, Adrianichthyidae.
UUUUUUCUAGAAAUCUAAAACUGUUGCUAUUAAUUAAGAAAAUAGUAUUUUGUAUGAGCCUGUCUUUUUCUGCAGGACAAGCCCUCUAAAAUCGUCCUGACUGUACUCAUAUUUUUUUAAAUUGUCUGUAGUGUGAGAUUAUCACAAAAUAUGAUUUUGUGAGAUAUUAGAAGAACAUCUAAAAAAUACCCACUCAUGCAUUCAUCAUUGUUUAAAGGAGUAUUUCCCUCUCAGAAGGAAAUCCUUCAUGCAAGGUCAACAUGUAGCUCAGAUUUGCAGCUUAAGUUGCAGCAAACACACAAAUAUUGUCUUCAUCACGGGUGGAUGCACAAGUCUCCUUAGAACGCAGUUCCUGAUCCAGAGUCUGGGACGCUGGGCGACUCUCAGCCCGACUUUGCUGUGACCUUGCAGCUUGGCUUUCUGUAGCAUUGCCUUACAACGGGUCAGCAUUAGAUUAUGUCAGCCACUAGCACAAAAGACACACACAUUGACUUUGUGACACACAUUCUGUGCAUAUUUGUCACCAACACACACAAGCAGACGGCACAGGGAAACUCAGGCUGAUGCCUGCCCCCCACACACUCAAUUGCAGAGAGCGCUUUGUGCAUUCACUGGCUGGGCAGCUAUUGAACACAGAGAGAGGGACUGGUGGGAGGGGGAAGAUGGAGACAGAAAGAAAGAGAAAUAUUACAAAGAGCAGCAGACCUAGACAGAUAGAGAGGAGGAGAGAAGGACUGCAGGAGUGCCGGGGAGCAGAUCCUGCUAAGACAAACUAGUUGGAAGCCAGAGUUAGCAAGGCAGGAAGGGGACUGGAGAGAAAAAAAGGACAGGAAUCAGGGCUUGGGGAACAGAAAGGAAGAGACUGAAUGUUGUUUGAGAGGCUGGGGGAAAACUGAUGGAAUGGCAUUGAUCCCUGGGAGCUGCCGACUCUUGGGCCAGAUGGCGUCUUGUUGCUGCAGACCUCUCCUCAACUGCUCCUGCUGUCAACCGCUCAUCAAGGUCUGCCUCUCCUCCUUCACAGACAUGUCUCCCGCUGAGCUGGAUGCUCUUUGGAGGGAGCCGCCAUACACUCUUGGGGGAACAAAUGAACACUUUUCUGGAAAUGACAUCAUGACUGAAGGUGAGGAGAAAGAUGGUCCUGUGGUGGAACCAGGUGAAAGAAGUGCAGAAUGUGACAACUACUGGAAGAAGAAAGAAGCUUUCCUCAGAGGAAGUACCGUCUCUAUAGGGGACAAAUUUUCUUCAGAAAUUGUGCUCUUGUUCACCGGGCGGAGACGCUCCAGUGAGGACCCUGACCAGAACCUGCAGGAAGCGCUGCGUACACGGCUCAGAGUGGUGGAGAGCAACAGCAAGGAUGUUGUGCAGCUUUUUAAAGACUUGUCUGCACGUCUGGUUUCAGUCCACGCUGAGAAAGACAGUUUUGUACUUACUUUCAAAACUGUAGAGGAGAUGUGGAAGUUCUCAACUUACCUUGCAUUAGGUUAUGUUGCUCGUUGUUUGGAAAACUUCCUGUGUGAUCAGUCCUUCUGGCUGGACUCAGAGCUGCUUAGUGACCUGGAGAUCAAUGUCAAGGUGGAUGAGGAACAUCUGGCUACCCUGUAUCUGAGACUUCUCAAACAGGAAGGAUUCUUCUUUGCAAAGGCACUGUUCAGUAGACAACAUCAGGAUGGAGAAGAAGAUGAACAGCUUUCGUUUCACAAGAAUGACCUGCUGAUGGUGAGGGACACCGGGCAGGGAAACAUGUGGGAGGGCACCCUCCUUUCCACGGGGAACCAUGGCCUGGUGCCAGUCAAUGCCAUGCAACCAAUGCCCUACCCCUUUUAUCAGUGGUUCCUGAGGAAGUCUCCGGGUCAUGCUGAAUGGUCACCCUCAGAAAAGGAGCAGUUUGAACAUCCAAUCGUGACUGGUUCCUGUGUGGCUGUGGUGGACUAUAGUCCAGAUGGGCCGGAUGAGCUCCAGCUGAGCCAAGGGGACACAGUGGAGAUCCAGGGCCUACUGCUACGAGGUCUUGGGGUCUUCAUAGGGAGACAUGCUUCCACAGGAUGCAUUGGCUUUGUACACAAGGCGCAUGUCAAGCCUCUGAACACCACUCCACUAGACAAACGAUUAUUCUUUCUUGCUGAUGAGGAGAAGGCCAGCCUGGCUCAGGUUAACCCGUGUAGCUCUGAGCCAAGCGACAGCAACUUACUAGAAAGACUGUUUUCAUCUGACAUCAGCUGCGUUUACAGGCUGGAUCGACUGGAUGAGACAGAUUUCACGUACAUCCAAAAUCACCCAAAACAUGAUUAUAAAGUACUCACGAGUGCCCGUCAGAGCAUGAUCUCGGAGAGAAGCGAAGGGACAUCACCAUUCCAGUUUUCCCCUCACCCGUCCAUCUCUCACUCUUCCCCCGGUGUGUCCCGCUGUCACUCCCACAAUCCUUUGCGAUUAUCCUUCACACUGGAUGACACAUUCCGGGAACUGGACGAGUUUCAGGAGGAUCCACCUCUCUUCCUGGAGGAGAACAGCUGGGAUGGUGGAGAGUCUGAACUCAGUGACCCUACACUGGCUCUGCUCAACCAGGAUCACUUCCAGGAGGACUUUCUGCCCUUAUACGACCUGCAGUAUUCUUUUCUGUGGCUGACUUUCAGCGGUAAGCCGGAAGACGAGCUGUCAGCUCAUCUUGAAAGUGUUAGGGAUUGCUCUAAAAGACUGGGCAUGCACUGGGCACAUCGGCGAGCAUGCUUUGUUCUGGGAAGACUGUGUGCCAGAAAGCUGAAGUUCUCACAGGCCCGUGUGUACUAUGAAGAGGCUUUGAGUGUUUGUGUUGACAGCUUCUCCGACACUCCACUCCUGGUAGCUCUCUUAACAAACCUCACGGCCAUCUACUUGAAGCAACGUAUGAAGGACAAACUGCCUCAGACUCUAGAAAAAGCCAGCGCCCUGCUUCUUUGUCUUCCUGGCCACACCUUCACCUCCAAAGAUGAAGCUGAAUUGCUGAAGCUGCUCCUGAGAAGAUCAGUGGUUUUGGGGGACAAGCAUUUGGAAGCUCGUGUCUGCUACCUCAUGUCCAUCCUCUUUCUGGCCCUCAAUAAAAACGACGAUGCUCUACCAUUUGUUGAGCGCCUCCAGUUCCUGACACUGAUGUUCUCUGCUGCUGAAGAGGGACCUGUAGCACCUUUAGACCUUAACUGGCUCUUGAGCUGCCUGUAUCACCGAAAAUACAUGCCUUACCUAGCUCUGGCCUCUGUGAGUCUGGACUCUCUGCAGGAUCACUCCCUUGAUGACGCCUUCCAUAAGAUCGAGUUGUUUAUCAAGAAUUCUGUUCGUCUGAAUCCAUGCUGGAGGGAAGGGAGCUCCCUUCUUCCGGCACAGAUUGUGGUUUACCUGCAGCAGACCCUGACUAUAGCUGAACUGAGCGACAACGUAAAGACCCAGAGGGACCUGUGUUUAGGCUUGGCAUCAAUUUAUCAGCAGUACGGUGCUUUUGAUAAGGCAGUUUGCUGUGCACAGCAGGCUGUGGAGAUUGGAAGUCACAUGAAUGAGGAGGAUGGCUUUGAGGCUUCCGUGCUGCUUGGAUGGCUGUUGGUCCUAACUGGUCUGCCUGAGAAAGCCCAAACCGUCCUACAACCACUGCUAGCAUCACUACAGAGUACAGACAGUCCCACUCAGCGAGGGGUGAUCCAUAACCUCUUGGCUUUAAGUCUAAGGCAUCAAGGUCACAUUAAAGAGGCAGGAAUGCAUUUGCACGCUGCCCUGGUCAUCUCCAGGGAAAGUGGAAACCAGAGGAAUCAGGCUCUGGCAUUGGCCAACCUGGGCUGUCUGGCACUGGUUGCAGGAGCAUCCUUGAUCGCAGAACGCUUUCUGGUCAGAUCCUUGUGCCUUUUUCUGGAGCUGUGGGACAGCCCGACAGAUGAGGAGCACGUUCAGACUUACCUUUGGCUUGGACGGAGCUACAAGGACAGGGGGAGGAGUCAGGAUAUCAGGGCAUGUUACGAAAUGGGUUUACUGAUUGCACUGCAUGCCAGAAACCUGCAUAGUCAAAUGGUGGUGGCAAAGGCACUAAGUCGGCUGUAUGCCGACAUGCUCCUCUAUGGCCAGAGUAUUGUCUACUACGAGCACUGUGUGUUAGUUUCCCGAAAGCUGAAGGACAAGAGGUCGGAAGGAGAGUAUCUGGAGAUCCUCAGCAGCCUCUACCUCUCACUCAACACCGAGAAGUCUUCUCGUAAGUCUCUUGACUACACAAAACAAAGCCUGCGGAUCUCUAUUGAUCUGGGAAGGCGGGAGGAAGAGUCAGAGACCUGGCUGCAGGUGGGACGCAUAUAUUAUCUUAUUCACGAAGACGAGUUGGCUGACAUGUACCUGCAGGCAGCAGUGAAGACGGCCUUGAGGAUGAAUGACGCUCCCUUUACUAUGAGCAUCUACGAGGAAGCAGGAGACGUCUACUUUAAAGGACAUAAGAAUCGAAUGGCUUCAGUGCCUUUCUAUAGGGAUGGAAGUCUACCGUUUGCACGGAGCAUCAAUGACAUUCACUCCGAGUUUCGUUUGCUGAGCAAACUGACAGAGCUGCUGAUGUCACAUGGUGACCAAGAGGAGGCGUUGCAGUAUGCAACACUGGCUGCUCAGAUUGCCAAUAAAACUGGAGUGCGUGUGAAUGAGAGGACUGCAUACCAUCGGUUGGCUACCAUUUAUUACAACCUGGAGCAUUUUGAGAUGGCAGAAAACUACUACCUGAAAUCCCUGUCUGUGUGCUCACCUGUCCUGCAGCACCCCAAAGAAGCAUGCUACUACACUAAAGUUUACAGCAGACUGGGGAACCUUACCUUGCACAAACUCAAGGAUGCUUUUGAUGCACUGGGUUACUUCCAGUUGGCUCUGGCAGCUGCUUUGGAGGACCAAGCUAAUCCUCAGGCACUGUAUGUGGUCUACAUGAAGCUGGCUGAAAUCCAUGGAAACCACUUGCCUGAUGCUCAGCUAUGCCAAGUUUACAGAGACCAAGCCCAGAGUUUGAAGAAAGUCCUCGCUGGUUUGGGAAGCUCUGCUGCCGGAGAGGAAAAUGUUGGCGAUGCAAAUACAGAGCUGGGGCAAAAGAUGAAGGAGAGCCUGGAUGAUGAUCCUGAGUUUGAAGAUAGUUUGGAUGAGAGAAAUUUGACUUUUGAAUGUAUACCUGACAAUAAGCACUGUGAACUAAACUCAACUCUGAGACCUCUUACAAUCCCCAUGGACUUAAAAGUCAAAAGCGCUGACAUGAAUCUAAAAGAGGAUAUAGAGCAAAAGUGUCACAUGCACUUUCCAUCAGACACAAGGAGUCCUUAUGGUUCUGAGCCAGACACUGUUGCCAGUCAGUCCUUCAGAGACAGUAUUUUAACAGAGUCUUUUGACACGGCGAAAGAGCACAUCUCCGACUCGAGCAGCUCCACUGACCUUUACCAAAAUCCAACCGAAGGAUCAGACUCGAAAUUUGAUUCCGAACACAGCACACCCAGCCAAAUACUGCUCAACCACACACGUGAACUCACUGAAAGCGCAGACAGAAGGGACACAGAUUCCGAUGCGCCAGAUGAAGAAAACACACCCAUUGAAGAGACAGAGGCAAAUGCAGCUCUGAUCCAACAGGAGUUGGAUUCUGUCCAGGAGAUCAGUCAGGAUGAGGUCUGCACGGAGACUUGUGUCACAUGCAGUGACAGUACAAGCAUCACAGAAUAGCACUUUAUGGUUUCUUGUUUUUGUAUCUGAGCUCAUGUCUCAUGGUCAACAGACCGCUACGUUCCAGCCGCACGGCAACUUUUCUAUGACAUGUAAUGUCAACAAAUGUGUGGGAGUCUUACUCACCGUAAAGUGUAGUCCUACCGUCUAAUAUAUGUGAUAAUAUAACAACAGCUUGUCAAAUAUGUUUUUUACAGUUAUGUCUCUCAUUAAUAUGAUACAAAUGAAAAGAACAACUAUGUGCCGAG